AUGUCCAACAAUCUCUCCAGUUCUGAGUUUCUCCUUCUGGAAUUCUCAGAGGUUCGGGAACUGCAAAUUCUACACUCUGUUGUGUUCCUGGUGUUGUAUUUGUCAGUUGUAUCAGGAAACCUUCUCAUCAUUUCUGCAGUAGCUCUGGACCAUCGCCUAAAUUCCCCAAUGUACUUCUUUCUUUUUAACUUGGCCAUGCAAGACCUGGGCCAAGUGACAGUCAUUAUUCCCAAAUCCAUGGCCAAUUCUCUUAUGAAUACCAGGCAUAUUUCUUAUUCAGGCUGUAUUGUUCAACUCCUUUUGUUUAUUUUCUUUUUAUCAUCUGAUUUCUUCCUCCUCACAGUCAUGGCCUAUGAUCGCUACGUUGCCAUUUGCAAUCCGUUACAUUAUGAGAUGGUGAUGAACAGGCAAGCCUGCAUUGAAAUGGUUGCUAGCGUAUGGAUCAGUGGUCUCGUCUUUGGAAUGCUACACACCAGUGGCACCUUUGCCACCCCUUUCUGCUCUAAUGCUGUCAAUCAAUUUUUCUGUGCAAUCCCACAGUUACUUAAACUCGCUUGCUGGGAGGUAAAUGCAAUUGAAAUUGGAGUUGUCCUGCUGAGUGUUGUUAUUGCACUAGGCUGCUUUAUAUUCAUCAUUGUAUCCUAUGUGCAGAUUUUCACUACGGUCUUAAGGAUGCCCUCUGUGCAGGGAAGGCAAAAAGCCUUCUUAACUUGUCUUCCCCAUCUGAUUGUAUUUUCUAUACUUGUGCUCAGUGGUUGGCUUUCCUAUCUGUGCACCAUUUCAGACACCACAUCACAUCUGGACUUGGCCUUUGCUGUCAUCUAUACCAUAGUCCCACCCUUACUUAACCCAGUGAUUUACAGCAUGAGGAACAAGGAGUUCAAGGCUGCCUUGUCAAAACUAUUGCAUUUGGGGAACUCUUCUAACAGUUAA
Messenger RNA from Elgaria multicarinata webbii, 933 nucleotides. RefSeq names its product olfactory receptor 14J1-like. Gene Ontology annotation, biological process: G protein-coupled receptor signaling pathway. The coding region runs from base 1 to 933 and encodes 310 amino acids. The transcript is spliced from 2 exons. Gene Ontology annotation, cellular component: membrane. Gene Ontology annotation, molecular function: G protein-coupled receptor activity; odorant binding; olfactory receptor activity. The record is from RefSeq and is a predicted model, not a curated record. Lineage: Eukaryota; Metazoa; Chordata; Lepidosauria; Squamata; Anguidae.